AGUGUGUAGCUGACAGAGACUCUGUUGUGGACCUGAGCUAGCAGGUAGUAUAGUAAAAUAACUUUAACAGUAUAGUAACUGUUGUAGUAAAGUAACUUUAACAGUAUAGUAACUGUGGUAGUAAAAUAACUUUAACAGUAUAGUAACUGUGGUAGUAAAGUAACUUUAACAGUAUAGUAACUGUUGUAGUAAAGUAACUUUAACAGUAUAGUAACUGUUGUAGUAAAGUAACUUUAACAGUAUAGUAACUGUGGUAGUAAAAUAACUUUAACAGUAUAGUAACUGUGGUAGUAAAGUAACUUUAACAGUAUAGUAACUGUUGUAGUAAAGUAACUUUAACAGUAUAGUAACUGUGGUAGUAAAAUAACUUUAACAGUAUAGUAACUGUGGUAUUAAAGUAACUUUAACAGUAUAGUAACUGUGGUAGUAAAGUAACUUUAACAGUAUAGUAACUGAGGAGUAACUGUCCAGAAUGAAGAUACUCCAUGUUGUCUCCUGCUGUCUCCUCUCAGCUCUGUGUGUUGAGUCAGAUGUCAUGAAUGUGAAGGAUGUGGUAGGAGGACAAGUCAUGUUCGGCUGCUCAUUCACUUUGGCAGGGAACAACAACAAAUAUUUCUGCAAGGGGACAUGUUCUGUUAAAGACAUUCUGGUUGAAACUAAGAGGAGCAAGAAUGUAACUCAAGGUAGAUACAGUAUAGAAGACAAGGGAGAUGGAGUCUUCUAUGUGACCAUCAAGAACCUGAUGAAGUCAGACUCUGGGACCUACUGGUGUGGAGUGGAGAGAUCUAUAAAGGACUCAUACCAAGAGGUGCAUCUCACAGUUACAGAUGCUCCUCCCACUUCUACACCGUCACCUGUCACCUGCAGACCCCAUGUCUCCACAACCCUUCCAAACCUCUCUACAACAUCCUCUAACCUCUCCACAACCCUCCCAGACCUCUCUACAACAUCCCCAAACACCUCCUCAACCAUUCCAAACCUCUCUACAACAUCCCCAAACACCUCCUCAACCCUCCCAAACCACGUCAGUGGUCGCCUAUCAAGAGCUGGUCUGAUGGUGUGGACCAGUGCUGGUCUGGUAGUCAUGGUGACAGUGUUAGGACUGGUCCUGCUCCUGUUCUACAGACAGAGGAGAGAAACCAGGAGAACACCACCACCACCAGUCUCCUCCAACACACAACCUGACCCUACUGGAGAGGUUGUCUGUGUGUACGAGGAGAUCAGAGAGGCAGACAGACAGACAGACAGACUUCCUGUGGUCAUCUCUGUAGUCUACUCUACUGUCAAAUCACCUACCAACUCUACAACCUACCCUGCUGGCCAAGCCUCUACAACCUACCCUGCUGGCCAAGCCUCUACAACCUACCCUGCUGGCCAAGCCUCUACAACCUACCCUGCUGACCAAGCCUCUACAACCUACCCUGCUGGCCAAGCCUCUACAACCUACCCUGCUGGCCAAGCCUCUACAACCUACCCUGCUGGCCAAGCCUCUACAACCUACCCUGCUGGCCAAGCCUCUACAACCUACCCUGCUGGCCAAGCCUCUACAACCUACCCUGCUGGUCAUUCCUCUACAACCUACCCUGCUGACCAAGCCUCUACAACCUACCCUGCUGGCCAAGCCUCUACAACCUACCCUGCUGCCCAAGCAUCUACAACCUACCCUGCUGGCCAAGCCUCUACAACCUACCCUGCUGGCCAAGCCUCUACAACCUACCCUGCUGGCCAAGCCUCUACAACCUACCCUGCUAGCUCUGUCACAGAUCAACCAGCUUCUCUCAUCUACUCCAAUGUGGAUCUACCUACAGAUUCUAGAGUCUCUUCAUGUCCUCCAACAGCCAGUGGAACCCAGGAUGAUUCCAUCUAUUCUACAGCCCAGCUACCCAAAGAUACUGUAGAAUCUACAAGAUACCCUGCUGUGCACCUCUCUAAAGACACUCCAGAAGACGCCAUCUACUCUACAGCCCAGCUACCCAAAGAUACUGUAGAAUCUACAAGAUACUCUGCUGUGCACCUCUCUAAAGACACUCCAGAAGACGCCAUCUACUCUACAGCCCAGCUACCCAAAGAUACUGUAGAAUCUACAAGAUACCCUGCUGUGCACCUCUCUAAAGACACUCCAGAAGAUGCCCUCUACUCUACAGCCCAGCUACCCAAAGAUACUGUAGAAUCUACAAGAUACCCUGCUGUGCACCUCUCUAAAGACACUCCAGAAGACGCCAUCUACUCUACAGCCCAGCUACCCAAAGAUACUGUAGAAUCUACAAGAUACCCUGCUGUGCACCUCUCUAAAGACACUCCAGAAGAUGCCCUCUACUCUGCAGCCCAGCUACCCAAAGAUACUGGAGAAUCUACAAGAUACCCUGCUGUGCACCUCUCUAAAGACACUCCAGAAGAUGCCCUCUACUCUACAGCCCAGCUACCCAAAGAUACUGUAGAAUCUACAAGAUACCCUGCUGUACACCUCUCUAAAGACACUCCAGAAGAUGCCCUCUACUCUACAGCUCAGCUACCAACAAUAAUGUAGUACUAUAGAAUAUAUACAAGGAAUGUGUCCCAAAUGACACCCUAUUAUCUAUCCCCCAUAUGGAUCCUGGAUAAAGGCAGUGCUCUAUAGAGAACAAGGUGCCAUCUGGGAUGAAGAGAAGCUUCCUGUAGAGAGAUGAAGGGUUGUCACCACAGAGCCACCAUCUUUUAUGACAUGAAAAAAACAAUCCCUUUCCUGUUUCAAAUCCUCCUUGACAUAUUGUAUUAAAACAGCUCAUGCGAUUUUAUUGAAUAUAAUGUAUGUAAAAUAUGAACACCUGGGUUUAAAAUAAAUCUGUAUCGCCAGAUUUUGUGAAAGUCAA
Molecule: messenger RNA, 2849 nt
Organism: Oncorhynchus nerka (sockeye salmon)
Lineage: Eukaryota; Metazoa; Chordata; Actinopteri; Salmoniformes; Salmonidae
Product: mucin-2-like
Exons: 6
Coding region: 473-2527 (684 amino acids)
Cellular component (GO): plasma membrane
Molecular function (GO): transmembrane signaling receptor activity
Source: RefSeq, a predicted model, not a curated record